AUGCAGUGGCUUCCUCUCGCUCUUCUGGCGGUCAACGCUUUCAUUCCAAGCGUCUAUGCUAUUCCCGGGGCUGGAACCUUCGAUACGAAGCUCAACCAAUGCGAUUACAGCAACAACGUUCAGCUCGGCACACUUCAGCCCGAAGAUGCUAGCAAAUCGUACGCUGCUUGUUGUUCGGCGACUUCGGGCCAGAAACUCGAAGCAGCCUGCCGCUUCUCGCGUUUGUAG
This is a messenger RNA of Pyricularia oryzae 70-15, 228 nucleotides long. RefSeq lists its product as uncharacterized. The transcript is spliced from 3 exons. NCBI's taxonomy places the organism in Eukaryota, Fungi, Ascomycota, Sordariomycetes, Magnaporthales, Pyriculariaceae. The record is from RefSeq and is a predicted model, not a curated record. The coding region runs from base 1 to 228 and encodes 75 amino acids.